AUGAAGCAUUCAAUAUUUCAAAUAACCAAAUGAAUGAUCAUGAAUAUGUACACAAUGAAGCCUCUUCCUAAUGAAAAAGAGACUUGAUUUGUGCCGAACAUUUAUUGUUAUCAUAUUAUUGUCAUCAUUCACUAAAAGAAAGGACCGAAACCUUUUUCCAAGAAAAGACAACAGCAGCUAUAUUACAUUUUAUCAUUAUAAGAAAUGCUCAAGGCUUGUGCGAGGUCCGUGUGAUAUAGUGCAAAUAUACUUUAAACUCUUGUUAAUUUUUAAGGUCAAAUAAAAGUGACGCAUGCUAUCUUAAAAUUCUUUAAAAGAAUCAACCGGUGUCCUGUCUCAGCCAAUAGAAAGCGCUUUUGUCGUGUACUAAGCAAAUAACCAAUCACCUGCUUUUAUCUCGAGUUCCUGUCAUGGAGAACUGAUAAUUUUAGCGGUUUGUAACUAUGGAGUGAUAGUGAAAAGGGUUUCUCUCUGCAGAAAACUAAGUAACGCCGAUGACCUGCUGUAUGUAUAAGUAAGGAAGACACGUAGCAAAGCAAAGGAACAGCAGCUGGGCGUAGCACAAGAUUUGAAUCUUGAAAGAUGAUCUUCCUAGAUGGCCACCAGCUCGGCGCUUUCCUACUGCUGCUUUGUACUCGUGUCACGUGCUCUAUCACGUGCUUGGCCGGUAACAAGUCACACGAUGACGUAAUCUGCCAAGCAGAUAGACUGGUGGAAAUAGGCAAUACUCCGAGAAAUUGGUCUUCUAUCGAUCUUCAGCUUGGUGUUUGCGAGCUCCUUGAUGAACAGACCUCAGUUGCUGAUCCUAGCAGCGGGUCUGCGCAAGUUCAGUUGCUAUCUGAUUUGUUGGCCUCGAAGGAAUACAAAAACAUCAGAGGAAUUCUAUGCACCCAAGAGUGUUCCAACUGCACCCUGUCCAUAAAUACCUCGAACACUGUUACCAAAGCAGUACAAAACAAUUAUACUGGCUGCGUAGGGACAAAAAGCUCGCCAUCAACUUUUCUAAAGAUAUCUUCCUUUUAUGGAUACAUGCCUUGUUGCCAUGGAAAUACAACUACGCAACGGUGUCAAGCGAGUAUGAUAGUAGUCAAGGAAAUCAGUCGUUGCUAUGACAGAGCAGCGGUUGUUAUGUCAGCAGCUUAUGUCAUAAGCCCCCUGAGCAUGUUACUAAAUGGCGUGGUAGUUGCCGUCAUAAUUGAAAAAAAAAAUCUCAGAAAAAAUGUGAAUAUGCUUUUAGCAGCGAAUAUGGCAAGUUGCGACUUCAUACUGGGGGUAUACAUGGUGCUAAUAACUCGCAACUUGCAAUACUAUGAUUAUUCAGUAUUCAUCGCGGAAUUUACUGGUAUAUGUCCGGCUUCUCUGGUGUUGUGGGUGAUUGGUAACACAGGGGUGAUCUUGACAUCCUUGUUCAUGACAGUCGAGAGGUACAUCGCAGUGGCGCACGCGUUGCAUCCUCAUAAAAAGAUCAGCGUUCGGAAAGCUUUGCGAGGGUUAGCCGGGCAGUGGGUAUUUACUUUGGUUUUAGCGGUCCUGCCUUUUCUGUCGCCGGAUGGCUACUCCGUCACAUACAUGUGCAUCCCUGUUGACCCAACAUCAAAGAACAAGUUCGUGCUAGGAUACAGCAUCGCAAUGGUCCUAGCAGGCUUUAUAUCUUAUGUCGUCAUUCUCAUUCUUUAUGUUCAAAUCUACAGGCUUGUUAAACGCUCAGGUACUGCCGUGGGUGUUAAGCGCGAGGGGAGAAUGGCAAGAAGAUUGGCCCCUUUGAUUGUCACAAACAUGGUGUUCUUUUUUCUCCCGAUUUUGGUAAUUCUCAUAUGGAUGCUGAGGUACAUUUUCGGAGGGACAUCUUUGACGAAUGUUCUUCUCAGCCUACUCACGGGUCCAGUAACCAUUAUUUUGUUCGGAUUGAAUUCUUGUGCUAAUCCGGUACUCUACGUUUUCAGAGCAUCGAGAUUCCAACAAGCUGUUAGAGCAAGCUCGAUACUCUCGACGAGAAGAGCUGCUGUUGUUCAUUUUGAAGCAAACAGAUCAAAAUCCGGGACUAGAACAGAAACACAGACAUAAUGUCACAUAACUCACAAGAACUUUCAUCAUCAAAAUUAUUAUCAUCAGUAUCCUCCAACCAUUAUCAUGAUAUCGAUUGCAGGUUAUAAUUCUUCUUCUAAUCAUCUUCAUCAUAUCUCUCUUAUUCUAUGUACUUUUUGUACUUAUUACUUUUUGUAUUUAUUUUAUAAAUAUAUGUGUACAUAUAAAUGUUUGUUAUUAAUAUUAUUUAAAGCGGAUUUUUUCCCAAUUUCUGUGACAAAAGCGGGCUUUCCAAAGAGAUAAAAAACACAAAUAAAGAGAGCCGACUCGUA
Messenger RNA from Nematostella vectensis (starlet sea anemone), 2357 nucleotides. Its product is annotated as probable glycoprotein hormone G-protein coupled receptor. Lineage: Eukaryota; Metazoa; Cnidaria; Anthozoa; Actiniaria; Edwardsiidae. Gene Ontology annotation, molecular function: G protein-coupled receptor activity. Gene Ontology annotation, biological process: G protein-coupled receptor signaling pathway. The transcript is spliced from 3 exons. The record is from RefSeq and is a predicted model, not a curated record. The coding region runs from base 583 to 2064 and encodes 493 amino acids. Gene Ontology annotation, cellular component: membrane.